Erigeron canadensis is the source of this 912-nucleotide messenger RNA. Its product is annotated as ethylene-responsive transcription factor 1B-like. Gene Ontology annotation, biological process: regulation of DNA-templated transcription; ethylene-activated signaling pathway. NCBI's taxonomy places the organism in Eukaryota, Viridiplantae, Streptophyta, Magnoliopsida, Asterales, Asteraceae. Bases 95 to 763 code for a protein of 222 amino acids. The record is from RefSeq and is a predicted model, not a curated record. The transcript has a single exon. Gene Ontology annotation, molecular function: DNA-binding transcription factor activity; DNA binding.
UUCAACUUCAAACAACUUCAAACGGUUAACCAAAAUAAACAUCCUCCAUUCAUUGAAUUUUUUUAAAAAUAUUAAUUAAAUCGAAAAAACUUACAUGGAUCCAUCGUACUACAACUACUCAUUGCCCGAAUUCUCACCGGGAACCUCUUUUAGCUCACCCGAAAACCAUUCACCAAUUGUCCAAUCCCAUUAUCCAUAUAAUAACCAAAACUAUCAUUUUCUUCCAUUUAAUGAAAAUGACUCCGAAGACAUGAUGCUCUACGGAGUCAUUACAGACUCUGCUGGGGAAAUUUCUCCAGCAGAGCAGAAUAAAGAUCAGCAAGAAGAGAAAGAAUGUAGUUAUAGAGGCGUGAGACGACGACCAUGGGGGAAGUAUGCAGCCGAGAUACGUGAUUCUACAAGAAAUGGAGCUAGAGUUUGGUUGGGAACAUUUGACACUGCUGAGGCGGCUGCUUUGGCUUAUGAUCAAGCAGCAUUUGCCUUGAGAGGAUCAUCCGCGGUGCUUAAUUUCACAGAGGAGAAGGCUUAUGAGUCUUUAAAGGAGAUGGGGUACAUGUAUGAAGAAGGCACCUCACCCGUGUUGGCAUUGAAGAGAAUUCAUUCAAUGAAUAGAAGGUUGGAGACGAAGAAGAAGAAACAAGAGGAGUUCAAGCAAGAAGACAACGAAAACGUUGUCGUUUUUGAGGAUUUAGGUGAUGACUAUCUUGAACAAUUAUUAGGAUUUGAUGACGAGAGUAGCGGCACUACUAGUAAAAAUUGGUGAAGAAAAUGAAAGUAUUCAUGGUAAAAGAGCAUAUAGACAUAUAAUCACGAUUUUCUUUAAAAGAUUUUUUGAUGGAAGUCUCAUGUUUGAUUUCCUUUAGCUUCAACUUAUUGGACGACUUUACCUUAUUGAAGAGUUUUUAAGUGUUA